AUUUACAGUCUCUCGAAUUACGAUUGAAAGUCAAUGGUGUGAUCAUUAGCAAAAAGUAUCUUUCAGUGAGCAGUUGCAUUAAAAACACUUCCGACGACCCACAGCCGAACAAAUAUAACGAAGCAUGUUAAUUUGUGUUGUCCUUUUAGUGGCCGGUUUUGGACUGCAGGUUCAGGCUUGUGUUAAUCGCGUGCCGGUAGUGAAAAUGCGCGGCACUCUGGUUACAAUGCGUAAGCCCCAAAAUCAUGCAAACUGUACUGGAAACUGUGGAUCCUUGGUGAGCAGAACUAGAACGGAGACAUACAUGUCCUACGAUGAAGUGUGCUGUGAAGGCUACGUUCGUGAUGAGGAUGAUGAGUGCGUUCCUCAGUGCAAGAGUUGUGGAACAAAUGGGAAAUGCCUUUCGCCGGAUGUGUGUCUGUGCGGGAAGGGCUACUCGAAUCGAAAGGAUCGCGGUGUCUGUGAACCGGAAUGCAGCGAGUCCUGCGAAAACGGUACUUGUGUGGCUCCGGAUGAGUGCCAGUGCAAUGAGGGUCACCGGUUUGUAAAUGGAUCUCUAUCGGUGUGUGAGCCCGCUUGCCUCGGUGACUGCACCCAUGGACGUUGCUUGGAGAGCGGAGAGUGCCAGUGCCAGGUGGGCUACCAGUGGGAUGUUCAACUCAAGAAAUGCGUGCCCGUUUGCCAAAACCCGUGCUGGCAUGGCGAUUGUGUGGCGCCCAACGAAUGCCGUUGCCACAUGGGUUAUGAGCCUCUCUUCCUUCAACCCUGGAAGUGCGAUCCCGUCUGCACGAAUGGCUGUGCCAACGGUGCUUGUGUUUCCCCCGAGGUCUGCUACUGUAAGCCUGGCUUUGUUCACAUCGACCCGAACAAUGUUACCUCGAGCUGCCAGCCGCAGUGCAAACCGGCCUGCGUUAACGGUACCUGCAUCUCACCUGGACGUUGCAUUUGUAACGAGGGGCACGUUUUCGCCGAUGCAUCGGAGACCGUAUGUCAGCCAAGCUGUGCCAAAAACUGCGAAAACGGCAUCUGCAAGGGCCCCGGGCAGUGUGAGUGCUUGGCUGGUUACCAGAAAACGUCCCCACACCGAUGUACCCCAGUCUGCUCUACGACUUGCGGACGCAAUGCCCACUGCUCCGCUCCGGACGUCUGCGCAUGCGAGCCGGGCUACAAUUUUGUUAACGGCAGCACCACUGAGUGCGAGCCCUUCUGUCCGCGGAACUGCAAAAAUGGAGUGUGCAGCAGUCCUGGCAUCUGCAGCUGCUGGGAAGGGUACCAGGCUUUGCUAAGUUUUUACUGCAUUCCCAUCUGCACGAAAUCCUGCCUUCACGGAAUGUGUGUGGCGCCAAACGAGUGCCGUUGCUUCACCGGCUACCGACCGAGUGCUACGAUGGGGUCGAGGAUCUGCGAACCGAUCUGCAGUCAAGACUGUGGACAUGGCCGCUGCAUUGCCCCGGAAAUAUGCCAGUGUGACCCGGGUUACGCCAAGCGAUGGCCCAUGGGCACCUGCGAUCCCCACUGCCCGCAGAAGUGCGUGAACAGCCAUUGCGAGGGCGCUGGGAAAUGUCGCUGCUACGAAGGCUUUCAACUUCGGCCAAACUCUAGUUCCAUCUGCGAUCCCGUAUGUUCGCCGGCCUGCCAGAAUGCCACCUGCGUCGAGCCCGACACGUGCGCCUGUCUGCCCGGGUACGAGGACACCAAGGUAAAGUACCAAUGCGUGCCCACUUGUCGGCCCAGAUGCGAGAACGGGCGCUGUACAGCCCCAGGUCGAUGUGACUGCGAUCCAGGUCAUGCGGUGACCAAUGCCAGUGAGCCGCACUCCUGUCGCCCUCAGUGCCGGGAGCAGUGCAUCAACGCCGAGUGCCUGGCGCCGGAGAAGUGUGUCUGUCUGCCUGGCUACCGAAUGUUAAGUGGAAGUAGCAAUGAGUGCGAACCAAUAUGCUCCAAGCCAUGUGGAUCGGGAAGGGUGUGCACCGGUCCCGAGAUUUGUGAGGGAGAGAAUGACGACCUGGAUUCGGGAGUAGAAUCCAGUUUAACCGAGUCCGGCACACAUCUAGCCUUCCACUGGUCCAUGUUUGUGCUGGCCAUCCUGCUCUGCCUGUCGCUGGUGAUGGCUCCUCUGCUGGUGAUCAGGGAAAUGCAGAGACGCAGACGCGGGGGCGACAAGCAGCGGACACAUCUGAUCGAGAAUCCCUCCUACGGAGUGAUGAUCGCCAACGAGGACGCCACCAGCGAACAGGGCAUCGGAUUGGGGGACUAGUGGAGGGUAUAUUCGGUCUAACAUCAAAUAACUGCAUUCCAUUGACUCGGAAAUAGUUUAAUUUAAGUGUUUAUGGCUUGGUUUCAUUUUCAAUGUCUACGGCGAUGAGUGCUUGGCAUCAUCGAACACAAUACACACGUACAUAAAUAUAUGUAUCUAUAUAGAGUUACGCUAAAUAUUUACGAUUAGUGUUAAGAAUGUAAUCUAAUGUAAUAAAUUAUGUUAUACAUA
Molecule: messenger RNA, 2488 nt
Organism: Drosophila ananassae
Lineage: Eukaryota; Metazoa; Arthropoda; Insecta; Diptera; Drosophilidae
Product: multiple epidermal growth factor-like domains protein 11
Exons: 5
Coding region: 125-2257 (710 amino acids)
Source: RefSeq, a predicted model, not a curated record